This is a messenger RNA of Diaporthe amygdali, 807 nucleotides long. RefSeq names its product frag1 dram sfk1 family protein. Bases 1 to 807 code for a protein of 268 amino acids. NCBI's taxonomy places the organism in Eukaryota, Fungi, Ascomycota, Sordariomycetes, Diaporthales, Diaporthaceae. The record is from RefSeq and is a predicted model, not a curated record. The transcript is spliced from 2 exons. Gene Ontology annotation, cellular component: plasma membrane.
AUGCUGCGUCUAUCAUAUUGGGUCUUCCCCAUCAUUUCCGGCCUCGUCUGGCUGGGCACCCUUCUGGGCCUGCUUCUUCACUGGGUCAUCGACACGCACUAUAGAAUCUACCCGUCCAUGUCUGGCAACCAGACAAUCGCCUACAUCUCGGACGUCGGCGCCCAGGAGCUCAAGCCCCUCUUCAUCACCGGCAGCGUCAUCACCACCAUCUUCUUCGACAUUUCCUUCCUGAGCGACCGCUGGCUGCGACACAAUGGCCGCCUCGUCCCCAACACAACCAUCGGCGAGAAGGUCCUCUCAGGCCUGACCAUCUUCUGCGCCCUAAUCGGCACAGUCGGCCUGAUCCUGCUCAGUAUCUUCGACACCGCGCGCCAUCCCCGCCUGCACGACCUCUUCCUCGGCUUCUUCAUCGUCGGCUACCUGGCGUCGGCCAUCUUCAUCUGCUGGGAGUACCAGCGACUCGGUAUCCGCCACCGCGAGCACCGCGUCCUGCGCAUCUCCUUUUGGAUCAAGCUGGCCUUUGUGCUCAUCACCAUCUGCCUGGCCGUCCCCUUUGUCGUUCUGACCUCCAUGAAGAACUACAACCCCGCCGCCAUCCUCGAGUGGGUCAUCGCCGUCGUCUUCAGCUUCUACGUCUUCUCCUUCUACGUAGACCUGUACCCGGCCGUCUACACGAAGAACGGUGGGAACUACCGCACCAAGACCUGGGACGGCCGCCAGCGCAAGCCCGAGGUUCACAAGAUGGAGGAAGGGUCAAGUACCAGGAGUCACUUCCACGGCGACGGCGGCGUGCCCAACAACUUCUAA